AUGAAGGAGAAGUUGAACAUCUUACUGGCAAAGAGUGCAGAAGAUGGACCCCAGUUCUCAGGGCAAACAUCCAACAAUGACAAGGAUGAUAUUAACAAUAGUACUGAAUCAAAGAAAAGUGGAAAAACAAAACAUCGACAUAAGUUUUCUAAGGAAGAAUUGCAAGAACUUCAUGAAAUAUUUACACAGACUCCUUACCCGGACUUUACAACAAGAGAAGAACUGGCUUUAAAAUUCCAUUGUCCAGUGCAUGUAAUUAACAACUGGUUUCAGAAUAAUAGAGCCCGACUUUCACCUGAAGAGAGGCAAAGAAUAUUUGGUGUGUGGAAACAACAAAAUUACCAAGUCCAAACCCAUCAACCUUUUAGCAACCAGGUGUAUUCCAGCUCCUCUUUUCUGAAGACACAAGGGCUUCCUUACCAACAGGUGGGCUCCAACACCUCCAUGGUGGCAGGCACUGGAAAUCAACCAGGCUAUACUUUGGAAUAUGGAGAUGACACAGAAAGUGGGCCUUUUGCUAACAGUUUCGGGAUAUCAGCAGCUGAAAUGGAAUGUCAGCUGCAGCAGCAUCAACCCCUCAGAAUUCUCAAGCAGAUGCUAUUCCACCAACAGCUGCCAGUGGACCAGAGUCAUAGGGAUCUAGGGCAGCAGCUGCCCUCCCCUCAGUUGCACCUGCAGGGUCAGUUUCCUCAAAUUCAUGGAAAGUCCUUGUUCACUCAGCUGCAGCCAGUGCCUCCCCUAAUGGUUGACAGUUCACUAUCAUCACCUCUGGGGCAAUAUAUGAAGCAGGGGACUUUAUAG
Molecule: messenger RNA, 801 nt
Organism: Sciurus carolinensis (gray squirrel)
Lineage: Eukaryota; Metazoa; Chordata; Mammalia; Rodentia; Sciuridae
Gene: Cphxl2
Product: cytoplasmic polyadenylated homeobox like 2
Exons: 5
Coding region: 1-801 (266 amino acids)
Biological process (GO): regulation of transcription by RNA polymerase II
Cellular component (GO): nucleus
Molecular function (GO): RNA polymerase II cis-regulatory region sequence-specific DNA binding; DNA-binding transcription factor activity, RNA polymerase II-specific
Source: RefSeq, a predicted model, not a curated record